Molecule: messenger RNA, 2695 nt
Organism: Alosa sapidissima (American shad)
Lineage: Eukaryota; Metazoa; Chordata; Actinopteri; Clupeiformes; Clupeidae
Product: protein adenylyltransferase SelO-like
Exons: 19
Coding region: 140-1864 (574 amino acids)
Source: RefSeq, a predicted model, not a curated record
GUGAAUCGCUGGACUUGCCUCAAGUUCAAGGUAAAGAUGUGGGAAGAUGUCCCAGAAGAAAAUAAACUCUAACAAAACCAUCUGCAGACUGACUGAGCAUAAGAUGAAAAGUAGAUGACUCGCUCUGCUCGCAUGGAAAAUGGACAUUACAGUAGACUUAUUUCUGGUGGCACUUGCAAACUGUUUUCUGUUAUGCUUGAACUGUUCAGACUUCUGUGGAAAUGAUAGAUGGCGACUUUACUCACGCAAUGCCAGCAGUUCUUGCUUUAGUGAAAGGAGACACAACAUUCCUACACUGUCAUGCAAAAAGCUGAUGGAGGCAUUCCCAACAGAUGAAAUCGAUGUCAACUACAUACGCACUGUAAAAAGAUGUGUUUUUUCACAGUCAUAUCCCACUCCCCUGAAAGGCCCUCUAAAGUUAGCAGCUGUCUCAAAGGACGUGCUUGAAAGUGUUUUGGAUGUUGAUGUGUCUGUAUCACUCUCGGAGGACUUUGUGUUGUACUUCAGUGGGGGCAAACUCUUCACUGGCUCAGUCCCCCUUGCCCACAGAUAUGGAGGACACCAGUUUGGCUACUGGGCAGGUCAACUUGGGGAUGGAAGAGCUCAUUUGCUGGGUCAAUACACAAACAGGAAGGGUGAGACAUGGGAACUUCAGCUGAAAGGGUCUGGAAAGACACCCUAUUCACGGUCUGGAGAUGGGCGGGCAGUUGUGCGCUCCUCUGUUAGAGAGUUCCUCUGCAGUGAGGCCAUGCAUCACCUGGGGGUGCCCACCUCCAGAGCUGCCAGCCUCAUAGUAAGUGAGGAGCCAGUCUGGAGGGACCCGUUUUAUAAUGGCAGUGUACAAAAGGAGAGAGGAGCAGUGGUUCUGCGUUUAGCCAGGUCUUGGUUCCGUAUAGGGUCCCUUGAGAUCCUGACUCGCUCUGGAGAACUGGAUCUCCUUAGAAAAGUAUUGGACUUUGUCAUUGAGGAACAUUUUACAACUAUUCAAACAGAUGACCUAGACAAAUAUGUGGCUUUGUUCUCUACAGUUGUAAAAGAAACUGCUCAUCUGAUAGCUCAGUGGAUGUCUGUCGGAUUUGCACAUGGUGUGGGGAAUACAGACAAUUUCAGUCUUCUGUCUAUCACCAUAGAUUAUGGACCAUUUGGAUUCAUGGAGGCCUAUAAUCCAAAUUUUGUACCUAACACCUCAGAUGAUGAGGGGCGAUAUAGUAUUGGAGCUCAGGCAAAUAUGGGCCUUUUCAAUCUGGAGAAACUUCUGGAAGCUCUGUAUCCUGUACUCAAUCCCAACCAGCAGUCAUGGGCUAAACAUAUAUUAAAAGGCUUCCCCCAGAUAUAUCAGAAACGGUACUUUAUUUUUAAAUCAUUUCAGGAGUUGUUCAAAGCCAAGCUUGGUCUAGAAGGAGAGGAAGAGAGUGAUGAUGGAUAUCUAAUAGCAUUCCUUCUAAAGAUGAUGGAGGACACUGGUGCAGACUUCAGCAUGACCUUCAGACAUCUAAGUGAAGUUUCAGCCCAGCAGCUCCACAGCAGGAGCAUCCCAAAGGCAAUGUGGGCUUUGCAAGACCUCUCUGAUCAUGAGUACUUCUCUGAAUGGGUGAACAUGUACCUGCCAAGGCUCCAACGGGCACACCGUUCAGACGAGGUUCGCCAGCACCGGAUGAGAGGGGUCAAUCCUAGGUAUGUCUUAAGGAAUUGGAUGGCAGAGUCUGCUAUUCGGAAAGCAGAGAAGGAUGAUUUCUCUGAGGUGAGGUUGCUGCAGGACGUCCUGUCCAGGCCUUACGUGGAGCAUCCCCAGGCCGAGGAGCGAGGCUACGCCAGCCCACCUCCUCACUGGGCAAAGGGGCUGAAGGUCAGCUGCUCCUCCUGAUGGACGUUACAAGGUCAAAGAUUAAAAAGCACCUCUUUACCCAGGAUGAACUGUUAUAGCCCACUAAGGAAUAUCAGUCAGUACCACUAUAUCAAGCAAGUCUUUGGGGAAAUGAAAGGUCAGAUGGACAUAUGCUAGUUCACCUCACAUAAUCACACUUCCUUUAUUUUUUACGUCACUCUCAGGUCUUAUUCACAAAUAAGCAUGUGUUAUUGCAGGUUAAAGAUACCAUGAUUCACCGUUCAUGACAGUGCUGUUCCUCCAUACGCCAUAGGUGUCAUGAACGGUGACACCAUGAGGGGCGGUUGUGGUGUAGUGGUUAGCCUGAAAAGUUGUGGGUUCAAUUCCCGGCUUCCACAGUUGUGCCCUUGAGCAAGGCAUUUAACCCCAAGUUGCUCCGGGGACAAUGUAAUCCCUUCUAAUGUAAUUGACAUGUGUAAAUCACUAUGGAUUAAAAGUAUAGCUAAAUGAAUAAAUUAUGAAUAAUGACACAUAGUAUGCAUUAUAUUGCCAACAAUGGUCAGUGCAUAUUCUAACCACUUUCAGUGGUCUGUCAGAUCAUUGAAACAUGAUGUUGUAGCCUUAAUGCUGGUUUUACCUUUUAUUUUGGGAACAUGUGAGGGUCAUAUACAGUUUCUUUUUAUUUUGGCAUCAGAAUAAAAUAUGUGAGUUUGUAAAAGUCAUUUUUGUUUGGAAUCCCCCCAGAAAAUAAAUUACAUAUUUCCCAGGAAAAAUAUUCUUUCUUAUGCAUCAAAUAAGGUGCAAAAUGAAUACAACAUAUAGCCAAGACAUUCACACAUUUAGAAAUAAUGAUUUCAAUAUAAAAAUUUA